Molecule: messenger RNA, 1407 nt
Organism: Aspergillus ochraceoroseus IBT 24754
Lineage: Eukaryota; Fungi; Ascomycota; Eurotiomycetes; Eurotiales; Aspergillaceae
Gene: cdc43
Product: protein geranylgeranyltransferase type I subunit CDC43
Exons: 5
Coding region: 1-1284 (427 amino acids)
Biological process (GO): protein geranylgeranylation
Cellular component (GO): CAAX-protein geranylgeranyltransferase complex
Molecular function (GO): CAAX-protein geranylgeranyltransferase activity
Source: RefSeq, a predicted model, not a curated record
AUGUCCGAGGUUCUCUUCACCAAAGAACGUCACAUUAAGUACUUCCUCCGAUGCCUCAAAACAUUCUUGCCAGGACCAUACACCUCCAAUGACUCCAAUCGCAUGCUUCUUGCAUUCUUCGCCGUCGCCGGAGUAGACCUCCUCGACUCCCUACAGUCCAAGACAACUACGGAGGAAAGAGAAGGCUAUAUUGAAUGGAUAUAUCACUGCCAGGUCCCGUCGGGUGGUUUUCGCGGAUUCACAGGAACAGACUUCGGGACAGAGAGACGGAACACGGAUAACGAGGCCUGGGAUCCAGCCAACGUCCCGUCGACAUUUUUUGCCUUGGUUAUCCUUCUCAUUUUAGGCGAUGACCUCUCCCGAGUGAAGAGGAUGGAGUGUCUACAAUGGCUUCCCCAAAUGCAGCGACAAAACGGCAGCUUUGGUGAGGUGCUUGGGCCCGAGAAUAAAAUUGAGGGUGGAGGUGAUUUGCGAUUUUGCUGUUUCGCAGCCGGUACGCGGUAUAUACUUAGAGGGAGAGACACAGACGGUCUCAAUGGCAUUCAGGAUAUAGAUGUGGAGAAGCUAGUGGUCUUUAUUGAGUCUUGUCAGGUGAGAAAGACGCUCCUUCAUGUCUCUCGAGGUACAUAUGAUGGGGGAAUGGCAGAAGGGCCAUAUUGUGAAUCGCAUUCCGGUCAUACCUAUUGUGCAAUUGGUGCCUUGACCUUUCUCGAUCGUCUCUCUGACGGGUCCAAGAGGCCAUCUCUCCUAUCCCCGGGCUCUAAGCGAUAUGAGUCUCUAGUACGCUGGCUAGUCGCCAGACAAACAACUGAACUAGGGGACGAGGAUGAGGACGAAGCGGACGAAUCAAUCGAUAACGAGACCCGAGAUUUAACCCGAGCCGUAGAAGGGCUCAGUGUAGAGGAGAAGAUUGAUAAGCUUCUAUAUCUACAACCACCAACCGCAGAGUCCUUGCAAUGGGCCGGGUUUAAUGGGCGGUGCAACAAAUACGCUGACACCUGUUAUUCAUUCUGGAAUACAGCCACUUUAGCCAUGUUAGGCAGAUUGUCACUAGUUGACGCGGUUGCGAAUCGACGAUAUUUGCUUGGAAGGACACAGCAUCUUGUUGGGGGGUUUGGAAAGGGUGUUGGAGAGCCACCAGAUCUUCUACACUCCUAUUUUGGAAUGGUGUCACUGGCCUUCCAGGGUGAGCACGGACUGGAUAGCAUUGACCCUGCACUUUGUGCGACUGAUCGGACCGUCCAAAAUUUGCAUUCUCUCCCGUGGUGGCGAGAAAGGGAUUGAUUUAGUAUUAUACGUAUGACGCCUGCAUGCUUUAUAUACCCAAUUUUUUUUUAGUAUUUUCUAAGCUUACCCUGUAUAUUGAAGAAGUGUUGUAUCAUAGGAGGAAGAAAAAAAAAGCCCCAU